Messenger RNA from Caenorhabditis bovis, 2709 nucleotides. Lineage: Eukaryota; Metazoa; Nematoda; Chromadorea; Rhabditida; Rhabditidae. The record is from the annotation of a GenBank genome assembly.
AUGAAAAACCGAUUUGCACUGCCGGAUGUGAUCGCUGCUACGGCGGAACUCAAAAAGCUUAUUGGAAUGCGAGUGAACAAUGUUUAUGAUAUUGACAACAAAACGUAUCUCAUCAAAUUGUCAAGAACUGAUGAGAAAGCGGUUAUCCUGUUCGAGUCUGGCGUUCGUCUUCAUCAAACAUUUCACGAUUGGCCGAAAUCUCAAAUGCCUUCUUCGUUUUCGAUGAAACUAAGAAAACAUAUUAAUCAGAAACGACUUACUGAAAUACGAGUCGUCGGAUUCGAUCGAUUGGUCGAGCUGACAUUCGGAACCGAGGACCGUGUGAAUAAGCUGCUCAUUGAGCUCUAUGAUCGUGGAAACGUCGUUUUGACAGAUGGCGAUUAUACAAUUCUGAACAUUCUUCGUGUUCGAACUGACAAAGACACUUCUGUUAGAUGGGCUGUUAGGGAAAAAUAUACAUUUUCGACGGACAACGAUGCUCGCGCAAAAAAUAUCGAAAUUUCUGAUUUCGAGGACAUUUUGAACAAACUAGGUGAUGGAAAGGAUGAACAACUCGUAAGAAUUUUGUCGAAUGUCACCAAAUGUGGAAAUCCUAUUACGAAGGAGAUCAUGUCACGCUGUGGCCUCAAAUUGGAUGCCAAGGUGAAUUCCAACAGCGAAUAUGUGAAAGUGGUACGAGAGAAGUUUGAGGAAUUUAAGAAAACUACGCUCGAGAUUUGGAAGAAUAUUGAAGAAGCGCCAGAAGGCCAUGUUUCCUAUACGGAACAACAAAGCGCAUUCGAUGGAUCGAUUUGUCAAGUGUAUCAGGAUUACAAUCCGAUCCGAAUGACCCAUGUUAAACUAUCCAAACAGCUGAAUUCGUUCUGUGAAGCCGUCGAUGAGUUUUACUCUCGAAUCGAAACGCAAAAACAGGAGCAGAAAGCAAUGAAUAUUGAAAAGCAAGCAUUGAAGAAACUUGAAAAUGUUGAAAAAGAUCAGAAAGAAAGAAUCGAUGCGUUGGUCAUCGCGCAGGAACAACGAGAACGAAUGGCAAAUCGAAUCAUUGUCAAUAAUGAUCUCGUUGAACGUGCUCUUCUCCUUAUUCGAACUGCCCUUGCCAAUCAAUUUUCUUGGUCGACAAUUGAUGAAAUGAGAAAGACGGCGGCUGCGAAUGGAGAUCCGGUUGCCAAAUCGAUCGUCUCGCUGAGUUUUGAAAAUAAUGAGUUUGUGAUGGCUCUAGGAGAUCCGUACGACGAAGAGGAGGAAAUAUUGAAAGUUCCAAUUGACAUCUCGAUGAAUGCUAGUAAGAAUGCGCAGCGAUAUUUUGUCGACAAGAAACAAGCCGCUGAAAAAGUGAAGAAAACUGUUGCAUCUUCAGGAAAAGCUAUCAAGAAUGCGCAAGAGAAAGCGAAAACAACAUUAGAAAAUGUUCGAAUCGUUACUGAAGUGAAGAAAUCACGAAAGGCGAUGUGGUUUGAAAAAUUCCGAUGGUUUAUUUCAUCUGAAGGAUACAUUGUUGUUGCGGGAAGAGAUGCUCAACAGAACGAGCUUCUUGUCAAGAAAUAUCUUCGAGCUGGAGAUGUCUACGUGCACGCUGAUGUUCGAGGAGCCUCGUCUGUUGUUAUUAGAAAUAAAAUAUCAGGUGGAGAAAUUCCGCCGAAAACCUUAACCGAAGCGAGUCAAAUGGCAGUUUGCUACUCAAAUGCUUGGGAAGCGAACGUAACUGCGAAUGCAUGGUGGGUUCGACAUGAUCAGGUGUCUCGAACUGCUCCAACCGGUGAAUAUCUACCGUCUGGAUCGUUCAUGAUUCGCGGAAAAAAGAAUUUUAUGCCGCCUAGUCAGUUGGUAAUGGGCCUUGGAAUUCUAUUCAAAUUGGAUGACGAAAGUGUCGAGAAGCAUCGACAAAUUGAAGCGGAGAAGCGAAAUGACGAGGAAAAAUGUGAACAGAACACGAAUAAGAAGCAAGAAGUGCAGAAGGAUGAUGAAGAAGAGGAAUUUCCCGAUGUUCAAUUGAAUAUUGGACGAGUUUCAAUCGAAGAUGAAGAAGUUACACUGAUCGAGGUUGGACCGAAAAAUGGAGCUGUGAAAGGCGGAAAAGCUGUGCAGCCUACGAAAGAAACCACAGAGAAAUAUCUCGAAGAGAAGAAACAACAAGAGUUGGCGAAUGCGCUGCCGAGCGCUCGCACUCAAAAACGAAAACAGCGCAAAGAGAAGCUGAUCAAACAGAAGUACAAGGAUCAGACGGAAGACGAUUUGAUGAUUCACAAGGAACUUCUGAAACCCGAAGGUGAAAAACCAAAAGAGGAGGCGAAGAAGGCGGUUGAGCCGGAGAGGAAGCCGCGGGAGCAAAAUGCUCCUCGCGAGGAAAAUCGACCUAAAAAGGAAGAAGUGGAGGUGGAAGAAGAGGAUGAAGAAGACAGAGAAGCGUUGAUUGAAGAAGAAGGAAUGUUGGCGACGCUGACGGCAACACCGUUUGAUGAUGACACUCUGAUCUUCGCAGUGCCCGUUGUAGCUCCAUAUUCGGCAUUGGCCCAAUACAAGUAUCGAGUGAAAAUAACUCCUGGUCCUGGAAAACGCGGAAAAGCUACGAAAUCAGCCAUCGAGCUGUUCACGAGAGGCAAAAACGAUCGUCAAAGUGCCCUCAUCAAAUCCUUGCUCUCCGAUGAUUCAGCCUCGAGAAAUCUGCCAACCAAAGUACGCAUUUCUGCCCCACAAUUGCAUGCAAAAUAG